Messenger RNA from Mangifera indica (mango), 814 nucleotides. RefSeq names its product bet1-like protein At4g14600. The transcript is spliced from 4 exons. The record is from RefSeq and is a predicted model, not a curated record. The coding region runs from base 161 to 574 and encodes 137 amino acids. Lineage: Eukaryota; Viridiplantae; Streptophyta; Magnoliopsida; Sapindales; Anacardiaceae.
GUCCGAUUUCAACGGUGAUACAUCUGCCGACUACGUCAUAUCACAUUUCUUUUGAAAAAUUUCGAAAUCAAACUAUUCCCGUCGAUAUAUUGAUCUACGCGUGGACGCAACGUUCAAGGUUCGUUCGAUAAAGAUUGUCUUCGUCUAAGUCAAUUUCUCAAUGGCUUCCAAUUCUUGUAGAGGUGGUACCGGUGGCUCCUUUUACGGCGGCGCCGCUCCUUAUAGAUCAAGAGAGGGUCUAAGCACGAGACCUGUCGCUGGUUCAGAUGAAAUACAACUGCGGAUCGAUCCGAUGAAUGCUGACCUGGACGAUGAGAUCACGGGUCUCCGUAGCCAAGUGAGGCAAUUAAGAAACGUUGCGCAAGACAUACAUUCAGAAGCAACAUUUCAGAAGGAUUUUUUAGAUCAGCUGCAAAUGACCCUGAUCAAAGCUCAAGCAGGUGUGAAGAACAAUAUGAGGAGAUUAAACAAGAGCAUUGUCAAACAUGGUUCAAAACAUAUUGUUCAUGUUGUUCUAUUUGCUCUACUUCUUUUCACUAUGCUCUACCUGUGGUCUAAAAUGUUCAGAAGAUGAGGUUGGUGCACCUGCUGCACAAUUACCAUGCUAAGAAUCUCUUGAAUGAAGGCAAUUUGGUUUCUGGCUGUGCCAAAGGGUUAUUGCAUAGGCUCUUGAUGUAAAAGCCAUUUCAAAUGACCUUUGCAGAUGUCAUGAUAUUUUGAAUCUGUUGUCGGUUCCAGUGUAAAUGAUCUGAGUAAUAUUAUUCUUUAGCUUUGACAAAUAAUCUCUACAUCAGUAAAAGCGUUGUUAAUUCCA